AUGGACUGCUUUUCUAAACUCCCUCCUGAGCUCAGGAUCCGAAUCUUCUCUCAGUUCUCGUCCACAACUACAAUUUUUCGACUUAUGCAAGCAUCUCCAGCAAUGUUUUCUCAGUACAGGGUAUCAAAGGCAACUAUAAGACGGCAUUAUGUUGUCAACCUACUCACCGGUGAUCGGCACGAAGACCUUCUACAAGACGCCUUGGGCCUGCUGUAUUUGGGUCCGGCCGACAAUCGACCAGACAAUCACGUCAUGAAAUACAUCAUUAGGGAGUGGAACUCAAAGGCAUUACCCAAUCCUUUUGAGGAAAAGCAUCAGGGUACCAUUGCCAAGCUUUAUAGGCUCUUCUCCUCUAUAAGUAUGUUUGUUGAGGACUACAUCAGCAAAGCCACUUCCUCAAACCCACCUCAAGCCUAUCUCUGUCAUCCUCAGAUUGCCAACCCAAAUAGAGGUCUUUACUACAAGGAACACAGCUUUAGUCCAAGACAUGUCACCUUAGAUGAGCUCACGUCAUCAGAACGACAUUUUAUCCUAUGGGCAUUUCUUAAAUACGAGAUGUGCUGCAAGGUUCAAGGAUCUAAAGCUGCACCAUUGAUGGAAGACAACGAAUAUAGCGCUAUUGCUAAGAAAGCAAUUCACUAA
This is a messenger RNA of Fusarium fujikuroi IMI 58289, 642 nucleotides long. RefSeq lists its product as uncharacterized. The transcript has a single exon. The record is from RefSeq and is a predicted model, not a curated record. Lineage: Eukaryota; Fungi; Ascomycota; Sordariomycetes; Hypocreales; Nectriaceae. The coding region runs from base 1 to 642 and encodes 213 amino acids.